This is a messenger RNA of Osmerus eperlanus (European smelt), 4740 nucleotides long. Its product is annotated as immunoglobulin superfamily containing leucine-rich repeat protein 2-like. Lineage: Eukaryota; Metazoa; Chordata; Actinopteri; Osmeriformes; Osmeridae. The coding region runs from base 292 to 2424 and encodes 710 amino acids. The transcript has 2 exons. Gene Ontology annotation, molecular function: protein binding. The record is from RefSeq and is a predicted model, not a curated record.
CCCUUUAAUUUUAGGGACGUACGACUUUUUCCUGUGGCGGGAGGGGGCCAUGACUCUACUAAACCAAACUGCAAAAAAAGCCGCUGCAGUACUAAGAAUAGCAUUUGAGGACGGAAGGUCUAUCAUUUUUAAACCAUGUAGGAUCAAUGCCAUUAGUCUCACUUUUAACUUUCUCCCAACUCAACAUGUAGGCUUCUUCAGCUGGUGAGACAAGCAUCCGAACCUAAAGCAAAAUAGGAACAUCAAUAUCUCUUUCAUUUCGUGAAAGACAACACCAGGCAGGUGGGGAAAAUGGCAUCUGUAUCUAUGCUUUGCUUCUUCCUGUGGAUUUCUUCUGUCAUCAGCAUUGGACAUGGUUGUCCUGAGCUAUGUACCUGUUCUGACAGAUAUGGACGUCAUUUUGCAGAAUGCUCAUACAAAGAAAUGGUUGAAAUCCCUGACGGAUUCCCCCCUAACGUGACCACUCUUAGUCUUUCUGCUAAUAGAAUCUCUCUGAUCGAGUUUGGAAGCUUUGACAAUGUGACCCAAGUGACUUCCCUAUGGAUGGCCAACAAUGAGAUACUCUCCAUUGAGCCGGGGACCCUAGCCCACCUGAUACAGCUGCGUAACUUUGAUAUCAGUCACAACAGAAUAGUGGAUUUCCCUUGGGAAGAUCUCCAGAAUCUCACAGCUCUGCAGCUUCUGAAGAUGAACCACAACAAGAUGGUCAGUUUGCCCAAACAUGCCUUCUUCAACCUCAACGAUCUGAGGUCGCUGCGUCUUAACAAUAACAGGUUCACGACUAUUGCAGAAGGGACAUUUGAUGGCUUAAUGUCCUUGUCUCAUCUGCAGCUCUAUAACAACCCGUUCACAUGCUCCUGCUCCAUGGACUGGCUGAGGGACUGGAUAUUGAAGACCACCAUGACCAUCCCUGAGCAGAAUUCCAUUGUCUGUGCAACCCCAGAAAAACUGAAAGGAGCAAUUAUUGUGAAAUUGCCUGAAUCAAAGUGCAUGGCCCCUAUCGUCAUCAUAACAUCUCAACCAGACAUUGGCAACACAACACUCUAUGAUGGUGCAGUGCUGAUGUUGACCUGUGAAACUGAAGGCAAUCCAAAUCCUGAAAUCAUCUGGAAAAUCCAUACCGAAAGACACAAUGUGACGUUGAGUUUGUCGACAGAAGAGGAUGACUCAGCAGAGUCGGCAGAAUCCAGGGAGGAUACUAACAUCUCGGACAAUCCAAUCAAAUUCUUCCACAAUGGUACCCUUAUCAUAUCACCAAUCAGCAAAAAGGACAUUGGCAACUAUAGCUGUUUAGUGACAAAUGAAUUUGGUAAAGCUGAGGAUUUGGUGUCUGUAGUUAUUGUGGAUGCACCAACACCCCCUCCUAUAAAAAAGUUGAUUGAAACUCCCAUGGUUCCAGAAACCAAGCCUUCUAUACAUCAACCAGAUUUCAUAACGUCCAUCUUUGACACAUUCCAUUUUCCCAAUGUAGAGAGAAAGGACAUCAUUAGUAACAUCCCAACUCUUCCACCAUCUGCUGAAGUUAAAACAAAAUAUACAGACCGGGCUGUGAGGUAUCCAACCCGUGCUACCAAAUGUGGCUUGAAUAGCCAAUCACAAUACAUCUCCAACCAUGCCUUUAACGGGACCCUAGAUGAUGUCAAGCAAUACACAUUUGACUUUGGCAUCAUUGCCUUGGGGGUGUCGGAGACAGAAGCCAAAGUACGUCUUAACCCUCUUCUCCUACCUAAAGACAAGACCAGUAUCCAACUUAGCACCUCAGAGGAGUUUCACUCUGUCAACAAAGAGUUUCACAAAACAUCUGAAGUCUCAAGAAGGGUAAUCUCAGACGGCUUGUAUCUGUGUGUUACUGCUGACCGCAGACACUCUGCAGUCCAGUGGUCUAGGAUUGAAGAUGGUGUCAACACCUAUCUGUUCAGGGGUCUACGCCCUGGAACCAACUAUUCCCUCUGUCUCACCUACAGAGGGGAGGACUGUGAAGUCCAAGUACUCUUUGCAACCAGGAAAAAGGUUCCAGACUUGUUAAUCAUCAUCUCUGUCAGCAUAUGCCUUCUCACUGUGUCCACUGUGCCUCUGCUCGGGGCCACAUGCUUUCAUUUAGUGUAUAAAUACAGAACCAAAACCUACAAGCUGAUUAUGAAAGCUAAAGAUCAAUACCACAUGGAGAGGAAUCUAGGUGCCAACUUUAACAUUAGAGCUCCCAAUGCUGAGUCUCAAAGGAAGAUCUACAUUAGUGAGAUAGAUGAAGGAGCAGGGAGCGUGGAGGGCGACAGAGAGGGGGACGUGGAGGAGAGCGUUGCGACAGAGUCCUUUACUUUAUCUCAGUACAGAGGGAACCUAGAUGACUGUGAGGUAGGGUCUGAGUAUAGCGACAGACUUCCACUAGGGGCAGAGGCAGUGAAUAUUCGUAGUAAUUACAAAUAGUGGAGUCAUUAAAGGGGUCAUAGAAUGCAAAACCAAGUUUACCUUGUCAUAAUUGAAUAACGACAGUUCGGUGGGUAAAAUAGACAUACAGAGAACCUCAAGUCCCAUUGACACCUCUUUCCUACGCAAAUCUCACAAUUUGAAACUGCCGCUGUAAAACGGGCGAUUCCAAAAGAAGCACCAAGUUCAUGUCAACUCGGUGGCUGUACCUUAUUUGGCUCUGGUCUGUACCUUUGUAACACCCCAAAAUGUACAUACACCUUGGGCAAGGCACUUCACCCUACUUGCCUCGGGGGGAAUGUCCCUGUACUUACAGUAAGUCGCUCUGGAUAAGAGCGUCUGCUAAAUGACUAAAUGUAAAUGUAAAUGUAAUAACUGUUAUGUUGCUUACAAUUCUAAAAACAAACCUAAUACAAAGUUAUGCUUAGCCUACAACACUGAAGUGCGAGUAUUUCACUAGUAUUACAGCUGACGGGUGCUGUUGGCCAUGUUGCGUCUUUGCUCCGCAGCUUCGCUCAUUGUAAAACAACCAAUCAGCACGCAGCUCAUCGAAAUAUUCAUGAGCAUACCAUAAAAGGGAGAAAACCUUAAGGAACAGUGUGAAAUACCCUAUAAAAUCAUUCUAUGACCCCUUUCUAUUUGUGAUCAUCCAGGCCUAUCUGGGUGAAUAUUGGUGGUUGGUGGUUGAUUUCUGAGACUUUGAUUGGCUUGACAUGAGAAGUAUAACACCCAGGUAAAUAAACGCCAUAUACCCUUGCCAUAACCAAAUUACUUAAAGUUAAAUUUAAGGAUACCUCCUUGAUGUCUUGAUGGAAAAACAUACUUCACCAAUUGAUACAGAAUAGUUUUUUUGUUUAUAAAAUAAUAAAAAGCAAACAAUUACAUUGUAAAAUAAAUUGGUGUUAAAUUGGUGUUAUUCAAACAUUGAAUGUUUUGAAUAAUGUUAGGUCAUUGGUAAAUCGUUUAGUCUAUUUCCUAUAAACAUCCUAGAGCAUAAAUACAUGUUAGCAGGUAGAGGUGAAUUGUUUAAGAGCAUUUGCCAGUCAAGCUUCCCAUGGUUGUAAAUUAGUCAAAGUAAAUGAGUGUAGUCUGCGUAACAGGCAAGUAGGGGUAAAGAUCAUUUGUACUGUGUUCUAAAUGUCUCGGCACUCAUGAAUGUGUUCGUCACUCUAUUGUAACUAUGCUGGUACAUGUUGUUAUUAACAAAAAGCGAUGCUAACAAAAUUAAGAAAAGUUUUAUGCUAAUACUGCAUGUUAUUAGUAUUAUAUUGUAGACCCAAGCAUUGUGUCAGUAUAACUCUUUCUAUCUGCAACUCUUAACAAUUCUAUUUUCUGCUGUUUGGGUUAGGAGUAGGCUUUAAUGUUUACUUCUCAUGUUACUGACUCUAUGUGCCUGAAUCAAUAAAGUUAGAUUAGUGACACAUUUUAAGUGUUUUCACUUUUACCAAUGAGUAAUACACAUUUUAAAUGUUAAUAAUUGUCACUUCAAUUUCUUCAAUUCAGAUACUAUUUUACACUUGGACACUGGAGAUAGAAUCAUAGAUUCAAAGUAAUAAUCUGUGAUGGAAAUUAAUAGAGAACAUGCAACGUCUUAUGUCUUUCCAUACUAAAGGAGAACCCUUUAUUUUUCCAAAAGAAAUAGCAAUAUCAAUUUUCUCUGUCUUUUACAUGAAUGUUAAUGUAAAGUUAUUUCUGAAAGUUUGCAUACAGUAAUCCUGGGAUAGCAUAAAAUCAGUAGAUAUUGGGGCCACACUUUGCAUUAAGUAAUAGCACAUAGCAAUACCUUUAGUAAAAACAUUGUAGAUACAUAGGUGUUCAUGGUAUAGGUUAUUACAAAAGUUUAAGAAGGCCCAGUUACAAUAGUGGUUGUGUCACCAAAACAAGAUCAAUGCAUAUCCCCUACAUCGCCCAACCACUCCCAUACCAAGUUUCACUUGUGCAAUAACUUAGAGCUAAACCCUAAUGAAAUGUAACUACAUUGCAGCCACUUUGUAACUACUAUAUUGUUUCCAUGGGUAUUGCUAAAUAGUUGCAUGGCAGUUAUGUAACCUUAAUGUAAAGUGUUACCAACAUUGGACACAUCAAACAAAAGGUAAGACAACCAUCAAGAUUAUUGCAAAACCUGAUAGUAACUAAUGUAUGUUGAACUGAAAGUUGAAUCUGAACAGAAUAACACAAAAAGAAAGCUCAAGAUGCAUCAGUGAAAACGGUCUUGCUGUAUAUUUAGCAAGGGAGCCAAGUCAAUCCAUUCAACCCAAAUUUCUGUAUUCAAAUUAACUAUCCAAAUUCUACUUCCACAUUCAAAGCAAAGGUCAA